Molecule: messenger RNA, 1543 nt
Organism: Oenanthe melanoleuca
Lineage: Eukaryota; Metazoa; Chordata; Aves; Passeriformes; Muscicapidae
Source: RefSeq, a predicted model, not a curated record
AUGGAGCACUAUAACAUCACCCCAGGACACCCUGACCAAGCUGUGCUGUCCUUGGAGCUGAGGGCUGUUUUGUCUUUCCAUGUUCACAGGAGCAAGAAAGGUGAUAUGGAGAGUGCAGGGAAAGGUCCUCAAGAGCAUGGCAGGCAAGGAGCUAAAUCCACACAGCACCCUGGAUACCCUAUUCAGAACAAGCCUUCAAAUACAUCCCAGGGAGCAGGAAGGCUACAGACAGCCAACAUCAUGACUCUUCCUGCUUCCAUGCAGACCAGUGGCAAGCUGUCACCUUCAGCCCCUGGUCAGCUAAACCCAGAAGGGAGCCAGAAGCCUGCACAGGAGACUGUCACUGCUGCAGCAGCUCAGGUGGGAAGUGACCACCCUCCUCCUGGGCACUCUCUGAGUAAGGGGCUGCAGGACAGGCUGGUCUGUCAGAAGGAAAACCUCGACCCACGAGCUUCCACAUCCCUGCAGCAGUUGAGAACUGUUCAACCAGAUGCAGACAGUCUCAGGAAGGCAGGAGUCUCGGCCCACAGGCAAAAUUCGUCUGUAACAUCAAGGCCUGUUCUGGGUUCAAAAGGCAGAAUUGGGAACCAGCAACCUCAGGAAGAGCUGGCCUUGGAUAAAUUCAGGAAAACCCUGCCAUUACAAAAUACAAGUAUUGGAAAUGGACCAUUGCAGCUCUCUAGAUGCCUUUCUGCUUCUACUUCGGUGAGGCAACCUGGCACAGCUCCAGGGGGAAGCCUUAAGCACCACAGGCAACCUCCCCCAGUGAGAUUUACCAGCAAGCCUCCCACUUUGGGCAACCCCCAGGGGACUACAAAUAAAACCAGCCUGAACCCAGGUGUCACUUUGCCAUGGCCAAGGCCCACAGUUAAAGAGGGCGUGGACAGGAAAGUGGUGCUUCCUGGACACACAGAAGAAGGCCAAGGGACAGGUCACUCAAACCAGUCCUGCAGCUGGCUGCACAGCUCCAGCACUCAUAUAGAUGAGGAUGGUUUGAGGAUAGACCAGCCUAAACCAGAAGAGCAGAAGGCAAGUGGCAUGCAGGCUGGGACCCCACCAGCUCCAGAUCGUAGGUAAGUGGCAGCUCGGGCCACCUGGGUCCUGUCUCCAGGAAACAGCAGACUUUAAAGGGUUUGGGGCAGCACCAUCCUGCUGAAAACAGAGUCCAAAGUCUCCUAUGAGUGAAAGCUUGUUGGGAGGUUGAUGCCCUGAAAAAGAAGGGGUUCAGGGUGAUGUUGGAUGGCAUCCUGGGUUCCUCUGCCACUGAUUCAGUAAGUGGAAGGAGAGUGUGUGGCCACUCUCCUGCUUUGGCCCCAAGGCUUAUGCUUGAGAGCAUUUUCCUUUCCCAGUCCAGAACUCAAGGGUUUUUCUGAGAGAAAUAUACUGAUUCUUUUUAAGCAGCUGAAGUUGGCUAAAGGGAGAUUCCAUGGAAAAACAGCCAGCUCUUGCCAAGCUGCUGUCUGCUGGGGUGGUAACUGAUCUCUUGGUCUUUGGACAGGAAUCAGCUGGAGGAGUGGUUGAUAUCCAAAGGCAAGAAAUACAA